UUUUACGUGGUUAUCGUGGACAUGCUCUCGCGCAUGCUCUUCGAACGUGGUGGAAAGCCUCAUCGUCACGAAUACGCUCUUGUAUUCGUUGUAAAUACGAAUGCCGAAUGCUCGCUACCGAAAAUAAUCACGCGAGGACGUUGUUGCGAUUUCAGGCCGCUUCUUCCGCGGCUCUCUUGACGCCGCCAAACGUAAAAAAUGCAUUCCCACCGCGAACCUUCGAGAUAUUCGCCGCAAGACCUAGCGAUAUCCCUUAACACGAAUAUUCGUAAUAACAUCGGUUUCAUUAAUAAUUAAACGUACGGUAAAAUACCAUCGGUCGUGUGCUUACUUCGUGUUGGAUCAACGAUAGAGGAUCAAACAAGUAAAUUGUUACUGAUGUGUAACGAAAGAGUGAUACAAAAUUUGGUGCUGUUCAUUGUUCGUCCCCGUUACCUUGACUUCAGCUUCGAAGAUAAAAGACAUUAUAGUUAAAUACUUCAGCAGUGACUGUCAUUCUGUAUUGUGUUAAUUUCAAAUUAAAUAAAUGUUACAAUUUCUAAAUAUGCCAAACUUUGUUACCAGAGGUGUCUAAAUUCGAUUCGGUGCUACGCCUAUAAUGUCCAUGAAAAAAGAUGUAUUCUAAAAUUAGAUUACUCAGAUAUAUUUAGAAUAUUAAUAAUUCAAUUGACAAACUCGAGAAAGAGAAAGAGAGAGAGAGAGAGAGAGAGAGAGAGAGCGAACAGCGUAAAACGCACAUGUAAAACGCGUUGGUAAACGUAUUAGAUAAAACUAGCCAAAUGGUGGAUAAUGAGAAGUUUACUGAUCACAGUGGUCAAAAGACCGAAAGAAAUAUCGGUCGACCAUGCACGAGCCACGUUAACGAACAAAAGACAUUCAAAGCCAAACACAAAGUGGAUGAGAGUGAUUUACCUGUACCUCCACCGGAUCCAUGGGCGAGCCUAUGGCGUCUGCAAAAUACACGAAAUCAGGCGGAAGUAGGACAGAGUCGAAACGUCGAUGAAGACGAAGACAUAAUCGCCUACUUGACGGAUUUCGGGACGUUGCCGUUCGAAGGUCAAACCUCGGAGUGUCCUUCGAGAAAUUCUGCUAUGUCUGCAAUGGCUAUUUCAAGUCUUUACGCGGAAGACGCCUUCGAGCAGUUGGAUCGUCUGUAUGCUUUCGCCGAGGAAAUUCUCGAGCUCAGGGAUCGCAAUUCCAAAUUUUUUAGACGCGUCAGGAAUUUAGAGCGACUGAAAGUACUCCGUAAUGCCAAUCAGAAGUUGGAAAAUGCUUUCGAGCGAGACAAGGACGCGACGAUCAACGUUUGCGAGGAGGAUACUGGAUUCGCAGAAUCCUUGUUAGACGCUAUGUUAUCGAAUUGCAGAGAUUCGCCAUUUCAAAAGCGGAACAUUCGAUCGUCCUCGUCGAGACAAACGAGAAAUAAAUUCGACAUCGACAAGCAAACGUCGACAGAUGAAAUUUCUGGGAGCGCACCGAAAGUUUCAAAGUGGACCAGGGUUAAAGCUGCUUUCAAGUGGGAAAGGGCUUAUACGAACGAUACGGAAGUAAUAGAUCCAUCGAUGACAACGAGUACGUCAUCGACGACCACCGCCUCUCCCUCCACUCCAACGACUAAAUAUCACAGAAAUCCAGAUGUUGAAGUUAAGGAAUCGAACAAUACGGCCACUUCGUCACCCGUUAACGAACCUUGUAACACAGGCACGCUCUUUGGUGGAACUUCAUCUCCAUCUUCGUUCAACGAAGGAUUUUAUGAUUGUUCGCAGAAAAGUGCUUUAAAUCAUUUAGAUUACCAAUCCUUAAAGAGAAAACCUAAUAAAAAGGCAGAUUAUGGAAAUUGGCAUAGCAAAUCUCUCGAUGAUAAUAUCCUUAUACUGGACACUUUGCAAGUUAAUGAAACGGGUCUAACAAAUGAGAUCGGACAAGGAAAACCAUUAAUUCGGAUUACAUCGGAUAACGAUCACGCGACGUUAUCGUCGAAUAAAAUAGACGAAAAAGAUACGGAAUCGACAUCAAAGAGAUCAACGCCAACUUUAACUAUUACGAUACCUUCACACGAUGAGGACAACAGAUACAUAUCUUCCCCGGAAUCAAACUCACCACUCUUUUUUAAUACAAACACCUCUGCCGGAAAUUCUCCACAGCCCAGGAAGACAUACCGAGACCUGUCUAUAAACAAGGAUUUUAAACGGCAGCGAUCAUAUGGUGGAGAAUCAGCGAUUCUUCCCUCAAAAGCACAGAGAUCAGACUCCAAAUGGAACAAAGUCAGACGAGCGUUUCUAACGAAUUCAACUUCAAGCAUCUCAUCGAAUUUCAUCAACGUCGUUUCCAGACAGAUGCUUUUUCAAGACGGACUGGAAGCAUCAAUCGGCUGUAGUCAUAACGACAGCGUGGAAAAUGUCGAGAAGGCAACACCGUCGAACGCGCAAGUGGACACACGACGAGAUUACCGAGCUCUUAGGGAAAAACUGGGAACCGAAUUCCACCAAAAACUGAUCGAAUGGGAACGUUUAAAAAAUCUUCCACCUCGCGUUGCCACGAAAGAAGUUCGUGAAAUUUCGCCCAGUUUGCCAAGUCCCCGUGAAAGUUUAUUAUCUGAAGAAAGAUUAGCUCCUGAAUUUAGGAAGAAGCUGCAGGACUGGAAACGCGCAAAGAAAGUACGACGAGGAAGUGCUCCUUUCGAACAACAGAGGAUCAAACGACGUCGUUUGACCGACUGGCAACUUUGGAGAUCUCCUUCGAAAACUGAGCACAGAAAUAGAGAGAUCGCAACCCCGCAAGUUAACAGUGAAUGUGGAGACAUCGCUAACGACGGGAAGUCUCAGCUCUGCGAUGAUUUUCCACGAAAAAUAGAAAAUUCGAAGAGAACGAACGAGACUGGCAAUAAUGAUUCCCAAUACUCGAUACGAUCGAAAUCGCAUCAACAUAGAAUCGCGUCUGGCAUAGAUGAAACCGAAUUUUUCGUUCUAGAAAGGUUACUAUCAUUUUUUAAUAAUAAUACGAUUAAAGAGAGACGGGGGUGUGACGCUCAACAGUUGGAAGAGUGUUUUGAUGCAGAUUCAAGAUCAUAUGCCGAUGGAACACAGAGUCUAAACGAUAGCAACGAAGUUUUCGUACGAACGUCUGUCGGAUCCUACCGAUUCGAAGGUAUUUCACGAGAAUUCACAAGAAAACUAUACGAUUGGGAACGGUAUCGUGGAAUAUCGCCCACAUCCUCGACCUUCCGCCUCCUAGGACCCGGUUAUAUACCUUCUCUGAGACGAUCGACUAUCGAAACAUCAACGAAUUCAGCCACAAGUAAUUAUUUAGAAGCUAGAAGCAACGAACCGGUAUUGUUGAAAGGCGGCUGUUUGAAGAGAUCGAAAUCUGUCGGCGCCAUGAUCGAGAAAACUGAUCAAACUGCAUUUUUUGUACGUCGUUCGAACAGCUUACAGUCAUUGGAUCAUCUCACGAAUAGAUUGAAAGAUUUGGAUCGCGUCGAUAUCUUGCCAGAUACUAUCGAUUCUCGGAGAACAGAGGACGUAGCCGAAGAUAUAAUGGAUGACUCCGAACCGGAGGCGAUGAUCGUAGACAUCGAAGACGUUAUCGAGGAAACUGCAAGUCCCCUGGAGAGGGUGCAACCUCAUCAAACACCGGUAUACUCGGUUGCAGCGAGCGAAACCACUAGUAUCGCCGUACCACUCGGUACAGUCACUUCCAGUCACGAACCAUCCCCGGUAUUUUUGAUCGAGAUCGAGGAAAAUUCUGAUCACAAUCUUUGGAAAUCUAACAAGUGGAAUCAAAGGAAAAGUUUCUCGAGCGAAGACAGUCUGAGUCUGGAACAAUCUGAAAUGACGAAAUCUUGGAAUAAUGAAAAAAUCUGCCCGAACAAUGAAGAGUCAGAGCAUUGGUUCUCCACAAGUUCAACGAGUAAAAAGCAGAUGUCUGGUAUUAAAGAAGAGUUGGACAAAGAUUCUGUCAAAUCAAGUAGUUCGAUUUGUUCGACAGAUGAGGAUACAGAAUCUAACGUUAUAAAAGAAGAAAAGAAAAUAGAAGAUCAAAGUCGCGUUAAUUUCGAAAGAGAAGAUGUUCCUGUAACAUCAUCCGUCGAUGAAGAAGCAAUUGGAAGAGACGUGGAGAAGCAUGUAUCUGAUGAAACGAACGAAAACAAAACUAUCCGUGAAUGGAAUCUUGGAAAUCGUUCUAUUUUUGGUGCAGGCAUAAAAGAAACAAUGGAGUUAUCGAGCGAAAAGGAGCACGAGCAACGAUCUGAUAACCAAGCGGUAGGAAAGGAUGAGAGCGGCAAUAGUGGAAAAGACGGUGCUGAAACAACGAAUAAGCCCAACAACGAAUACGAGGAAAUAAUCCUGGCAACCAGCGAUCCUUCUCGUUGCUCUUUAACGAAUAUGCAGUCAAUGGCGAAUUGUAAAAAAGAAACGACCUUAAGUUUACCAAAAACACCGAACGCUUGUGAAUUAGAUGAAGUCAAGCCUACCACGCGUGAAGUAGAUCUUUUUUACGCCAAUCGGAGGGACGACAGUUUAAAGAAAAUCGAAGAAAAUUAUGGUAUAGUCGAGGAAGAAUUAGAUAUCGGUCAUGAUACAUCAGAAACGAAAUUACACUUAAACAACUAUAAAUCCACCAAAUCAUUCGUCGAGUAUUCAAACCGUGAGAAACAAGAUUGUACGAUAGACGCUACAACGAACGCACGAUCGGUCGAGAGAAAAAAAUGGCGAGAGUAUCGUAAUAUCGAAAAUGUUUCGACGUCUUCACAGUCAUCGAGUACAAAUUCUUGUACACGCGAAUGUCGUCGCGAACCGACCAUCGAAACAACUGCUUACACGGUCGCGCCAAGCCGCGAGGAACGUUGUUUCGAGAGAAUCAUCAUCAAUGAGGAAACUUUGAACAAGAUAGUCGUGCCCACAGCUAGUACAGGCUGCGUCGAAAAAACAAAAUCCUCGAAAACCCCGGUGGAACGUGCUACAAUUGAGAAUUCCGAGAGCAGUCGUCGAUCAAGCAGCGAUCAUUACGUUCCGACUAAUCAAGAAGCGAAUGUUAAAAAGCAAGUUUCCAGCUCACCGACACGAAACGUUUUCAUUAGGACGAAACGUAUAAUAUUCUCUCCGUUUCGACGCUCGGAAGAGCAUUCGGCUAAAAAGGAGGACACUUCCGAGAACGAUCAGGUAUUUACAAGGAAAAGCAAAAGCAAAUCCAGAUCAGGAUCCCCUAAAGUAACUCGUCAAGAUGCACUUUUGAGGAUGUCCCUUUCGUUGCCUUGGCCUCUUCGCCCAUCCUCGAAGGAUCGCGAAGCCAAGGAAACGAAGGUCGAAGGAAAUGGCAAGGAGGAACGGGCAUCUAUCGAGAAACCAACCUUCGAACGAUGCAAAUCCGUGGAGAGCUCGAGAAAAUCGUCGAUCAGCGAAAGUAACGUGUUUCCAAGAGAAACGAAGCGAGAUAGAGCUUCGUCGACCGAAUUGCCAGGAAGAAAUGGCGAGUCUAAACAAGCCGCCGUACAGAAGAGUCAACGAGCAGACGUCUCGGUGCAAGCAAAGCCAGGCGAACAGCAAAAUCAAGCCUCUUUCGGAAUUAGCUUGCCCAGUUUGAAGACCCAGGUUGACGAGAAGAUCAAAGAUGCGUCUUCCUCGAAAUUCGAUCCGCAGUCUUCCGAUCUUAUUCAUAAAUUGACGAUUCUGUCCAACGUGGUAGCGAGAAGAGACGGUCGAACGAACACGAUUUCCGAAGAUACGUCUCUAGAAUCGCACUCGUUAAGGGUACGUCGUGCGAAGGAAGAUUUCUUGUCGCGUCGCGGUGGUCCGCUUUGUCAUUCCGUGCUAGAAUCUCCAUCGACCAAACAUCAAGUUUCUUCGAGAACGUUUCCUCAUCAUUACGAACAGAUCUCGGAAAAUCAAGAGAAGGUGACGAACGAAAGUGUAUCGGAUGUAAAUCAUACGCUGAACUCAUUGUCGAACGAGGCAUCAGACAAUCGUGGUGCACAAGAGGAAGCAACGAAUGGGAAAAAGGUUGAACAAUUUAUAAACGAAUACAAUGCGAAUGAGUUGUCGAACAGUCCAGUUUCUCGUCCUGAUCGUGUAAAAUCUGCCAGUGCCGGAAUGAUAAACGUUGAUCCGGAUACUUUCGUGCGUCUCACGGAAGCUAGUCGUGGAUGUGAGUCUCUUCCAAGGUCGAUCUCGAAGCAGCAACAGCCCUUAGGAUCGUUUGCAAAAAUUGUUAACAAAUUUAAAUUUACACGAUUGAUACGCGGCAAGGAUAUACAGGAGGAGAAUAUGAGCACUAUUUCGAAAUUGUGCAGACAAAGUUUGUUAAUCGACGUUCGAAACGAUUUUGAUAAGUGCUGGGAAUCCAGCGAUCGUGAGAAGACUUCCAAACAGGAAAGUGUAGGGAGAAGUAAGAAAAAUGAAUAAUCGUGGCUUCUAAAUUUAAUUUUCCAAUUAGUAGGAAGACAGACGAUUGUUUGAAGAAAAGAAUUUUUCGGAUAGGAUAGUCAUCCUUUCUUAUAGCGAUUAUUUUACAAUACCAUAAAUAAUUCAAAUCAAGUUUCAACUUUUGCGACACUUUUACUGCCUUCUAACUUUUAAAGUAUCACUUAUUUCGUGUCAAUAGUUAUGUCUUCUUUUCCAUAGUAUUAUACAGAAAAUGAUAACACAUGUAAUAACAGUAUCACGUGAAACUAAUAAAGAAAAUAUACGGUGUUAGUGAUAAUAGAA
Bombus huntii is the source of this 6704-nucleotide messenger RNA. RefSeq lists its product as uncharacterized. The coding region runs from base 780 to 6401 and encodes 1873 amino acids. The transcript has 12 exons. The record is from RefSeq and is a predicted model, not a curated record. Lineage: Eukaryota; Metazoa; Arthropoda; Insecta; Hymenoptera; Apidae.